Messenger RNA from Amborella trichopoda, 2667 nucleotides. Its product is annotated as Ubiquitin system component Cue protein. Gene Ontology annotation, molecular function: ubiquitin binding. The record is from RefSeq and is a predicted model, not a curated record. Lineage: Eukaryota; Viridiplantae; Streptophyta; Magnoliopsida; Amborellales; Amborellaceae.
CUCAACAAGCUUUAGCACAAAUAGAACCAACUUAGGCCAAGAUGCGCAUAAAGACCUUAAACACAAUGACCGACUUUAGAAGAGAGAUAAUUUCGGGGCCAAAUGAAACAGAUCAAGGAUCUAGGUUAUCAGCUUUGCUUGGGAUUAGGUAGGCUGAAAAACCCUUCAAUCUAUGAGUCUUGGAAAGCGAUGAGACAUGAUCACCAUCAAUGGCUAAUGAUUUCAUGGCGCCUUGAUGUUUGCCACAAGCUUUAGUGUAUCCAAGGUCGAAACAAGAGCCAGAUUGUGUUUAUCUAGGGCUUGGAUCUAGUUUCCAGAAGAACUAGUGUAGAGGAAUUUCUCGGCUAGAUGGAGGACCUGGAUUACACUAGAACUCAGUUUGACAAGGGAUUAGCCGGAACUUUAUAGGGGAGAGAUUUUCUGGCGUUAUUAAUUGUAAGGAAGGGACAGAUGGUAGGCUAAAAAGGCUUCGGGUUCAGAGUCAGUCGCGUGAGGCUUUAGUAAAGAGGGUUUUCGGAGUUGGAAUCUGGGGAAAGAGUAGGCUGGAGAAUCUUGCUUUUUCCGACGAUAGUGAUGGUUUUCCGACCACAAGAGUGGAGCAGAUGGUUAAGCAGGCCAACGCCGCCAUGCGAUAGAGAUUCAUAAAUGUACACACAUUUCAAGAGUUUUUUUGAAUGCUCGACAGCAGCUCAAAGUCCGUUUUUAUAUUUUUUUGGUUUCCUUCGAAGACAAGUUGCCCCAAGUUAACCUUAACCUGGGCUUCCUGUUAGCCGGUUAAUCUACUCUUCUCCAUAUCCACGUCUUGGAUGUCAAGGCCCUAAACUAGCGCGGGCUUGGCCCUACAGAAACGGGUCCAUAUGCUUUACUCUUUUAUUUGGACCGCGUAUGUAGAAAUGCGGUACAGCCCGCAUGAAACAGUUUUCCCAAAAGAAAUCUCUCUUAAUCGGAGGUGGUCUCUCUCGUAAUCGGACGAGUUGUUGGGCCAUAAAACCCGCUCGCACUCUCUCUCUCUUCUCUCACUCUCUCUCUUAGUCGUAGGUGUAGUCUCUCUCCUCUCCCUCACAUAACCGGGGUUGCGCCUCUCUUGGAAAAAAGCCUUCGUAUAAAUUAUCCGCAUUUGCCAUUGCGACGAGGGCUCAUUGCACAAGGGCACGAAGAAGCUCUAAUGGCGUUCCAGGAUUCUGGAAUCGAAUGAAACUCUACAGUAAACCCUCCCCUUUUCAUUCAGAAACCCUUCACUCUUUCGUCUCUCUAUUGAAUGCCCCCUUCCCCCCCCCCCUCCCCAAAACGAUCAUUCUCAUCGAUUGUUUCCUGCGAUUUCAGAAGGUUAUUCUUUCUCUCUCUAGAAGUAAAAAGAGAAUUAGGUUGGCGAUCGAGGAGUUGUUUUUUGGUUCACUUGCAGCAGCAGAUCUAGGGUUCCAUUUUGUGAGAGGGAGAGAGAGUUGCAUGGUAGUUUAGGUGAAAGGGGAGAAGAGGGGAGAUUGAGAAAUAAGCUCACGGUUACAUCAAUAAAAAUCAUCAUCAAUUGGCUUUGGGCCCAGAAACCAUGUCUGCGAUAGUUUGUGGAAAGAGGUCCCUCUUUGAAGAGCUUCACACCCCUCCCCCCACCUCCAAGAGACUCCGCUGCACCUCCUCCCCGAUCCGAUUCUCCUCCCCCACCCAUCAUCGGACCCCAUCUUCCUUUCUCUCCGAUCUCAUUGUCCGCUUUCCUGAUAUGGAUGAAAAGCUUCUUGAGAGAGCUUUGGAAGCCUGUGACGAUGAUUUGGAUUCAGCCAUAAGAAGUUUGAAUGAACUUCGUCUUGGAUCUGCUGAAAGGAAUUUGCUUUCUCCUACUACCAAAUUUGAUGCAAAAAUGGGAACAACCAGUCAAGUGUCAUCUGAAGGUUUAGCAGAUGGUGGUGAAGAUGCUGGGCCUGAAGAAACUGCUCCUAGCGAUCUUCCAUCUGAUGGCUCAGAAUGGGUGGAACUGUUUGUAAGAGAAAUGAUGAAUGCUUCUGAUAUGGAUGACGCACGAGCUCGUGCUUCAAGAGUGUUGGAGGUGUUGGAGAAAUCUAUAGUGUCUCGUGCUGGUGCUCUAGCAGCUGAGAACCUUCACAAGGAAAACUUGGUUCUCAAGGAACAACUAGAAGUAUUACUUCGAGAGAACAGUAUCCUCAAGCGAGCUGUGGCCAUUCAGCAUGAGCGUCAGAAGGAAUAUGAGGAGAGUGGACGAGAAUUGGCGAAUCUGAAACAGCUUGUGAGCCAGUACCAAGAACAGGUUCGGACACUCGAGGUGAAUAAUUAUGCCUUGACUAUGCAUCUAAGGCAGGCUCAGCAGAGUAGCUCGAUGCCUGGCCGUUUCCAUCCGGAUGUGUUCUAGUUAGCUGCAUAGGUUUUGGUUAGUUUUGUUGGUUUUGGUCAUUACCUGGUGAUGAAGUUUAUAUGUGUGUAUGUAUCUAUCAUCGUAACCAUCAGGCCCAUCAAAAGAAAGUUAUUAUUUGGUUUCUUGUACGCGAAGAUCGGCGUUAUGUAUUAGGGGAAGAAAGUAAUCCCAGCGAUUAUUGAAAGAUGGCUUCUUUCACUUUUGAGGUAGGUGUUUGUAUUCCUGUUGGACACUCGCAGUUCUCAUUUUUCUUCGUGUAAAAGGCACUGUUUGUUUAUAGUGGCAGUCUUUGGAGCUUUCUUUCC